AUGAUUCUCACCACUCUCCUAAGACUCUCGUGUGCCAUAUUGGCUGCGGCCUCGGCGAUCCGACACGACGCCAAAGACGUCGUCGAGCUCGAGGCCCGUACCGACCCCCUAGCCAUCUGGUUCGACGAGUAUGGUGCCUACCAGUGCGGUGACUUGUAUAUCUCGUGGACGGGGGGCAAACCGGGGUUCCGCGUUACGGCUGGAGCUUGGGACUUGACCCCAGGGUCAAAGUAUCCCUUCGUGCUCCAGGAGAACAUGUACCCCGUGUUCUUCAGGGAGUACAGGUGGCGCGUUGAAUACGCUGCUGGGAGCCAUAUCUUCGUCGCCAUCUACGAGACCGACACACAAGGCCACUGGAACGAGAAUGCCACAGUGGUGCGCAACGCGACCGUCCAGGGUCCGCACGGCACCGAGUGUGUGCUUCGACCCACACACUAUGAUGUCCCAAGCCAGAGUUCUACCCAGAGUCCCUCCCAAACAUCGGACCCCUCCCACACGCCGAGCCCCUCUGAUACGUCAAGUCCUUCCUACACGUCUAUCCACUCGACGUCGACGAUCGCGCCACCUUCCAAGUCAAAGCAUUCGAAGAAGCCCAAGAAGACCAAGACCUAG
Molecule: messenger RNA, 612 nt
Organism: Vanrija pseudolonga
Lineage: Eukaryota; Fungi; Basidiomycota; Tremellomycetes; Trichosporonales; Trichosporonaceae
Exons: 2
Coding region: 1-612 (203 amino acids)
Source: RefSeq, a predicted model, not a curated record